Molecule: messenger RNA, 1649 nt
Organism: Saccostrea echinata
Lineage: Eukaryota; Metazoa; Mollusca; Bivalvia; Ostreida; Ostreidae
Product: dynein regulatory complex subunit 5-like
Exons: 3
Coding region: 23-1588 (521 amino acids)
Molecular function (GO): protein binding
Source: RefSeq, a predicted model, not a curated record
AUUAAAAGAACAUUUAAUAAAAAUGGCUGAUCAAACUGAACAAGGGCCGGCAGUGGAUGAUGAUAAUAAGAGUACCAAAAGUGGGCCAAAAAGUCAAGCUGGAUCAAAGCCAGUAUCUAGAACAGGAUCUGCACAGUCUGGAAAAAGUGGCAAAAGUGGAGGAAGCAAGAAGGCUGGGGAUGCCCCUGUUCCUCCCUCUCCCACAGGGUCUGCCAAAGAUAACCCAGCUGCUGACUGGAGGACCAUGAGAAGAAUCAUUGCAGAGGACCCUGAAUAUUCUCUAGCAACAGUUCCCAGACUUAUAGAGUUAUGCAUUUCACACAUUGUGUCCAAUUUUGAGAAUAAUUCAACAAUCCUGAACAAUCUUCUACCAAAACACAAGUCGAUAGUCUUAGAGAAGAUAUCAACAGACUUACCACUAAAGAUCACAGCUAACCUUGUUGAGGAUGAAGGUUACUGGAAACGAUGCUGCAAAGCUCGCUGGCAAAUCUGUGAUGUAGCAUCAUUUGGCAACAAUUGGAAGCGAAUGUACUUUGAAAGAAACCUCCAACAAAUCAUUGAACACUUUGUCCCAGAAUCAACAGAUAUGACAGAACUAAAUGAGACUCUACCAUUAUCUGCCAAUUAUGUCAAGAGACUAGAUGUCCGACAGCUCCUUCCACCAGUAAGGGAGGCCCCAAAAGGUCCAGAUUUUGAUGAUGCUUCAGAUGCCGGAAGUGAGGCUGGAGAUGAACCAGAGUGUGAUCAUUUUAAUUUUGGGCCAAUUUUAAAACAGCUGCCAAAUAUAGAAGAACUACAUUUAACAUAUGGAGUGAAAGACUGUGGUAUGAAUUUUGAAUGGAACCUGUUUAAUUUUACUGCUAGAGACUGUUUGCUUUUAGCUCAGUGUGUGGCUGCUACAAAGGGACUCAAGGUUUUUAGGCUUCAUAGAAGUAAAGUAGAUGAUGACAAAGUUCGAGUGCUGAUCAGUCAUAUUCUGGACCACCCCGGUCUGACAGAAUUAGACCUUUCACAUAAUGUGAUCAGUGACCGUGGUGCCAGAGCUAUAGGGAAGUUCCUCAACAAUCACAGUCAACUCGUGAAGCUGAACCUCUGUGAUAAUGAUGUCAGGCACAGUGGAGCCCAGGCCAUUGCCCAUGCUCUGACCAAAAACACAACAUUGACAGAUUUGAACAUUCGACUUAAUCGAUUAGGAGAUGAGGGAGGGCAGGCAAUCUGUAAAGCUUUGCUGAAGAACACAACUCUCUGCAAUAUUAACAUGGCUAGCAGUGACCUAGGAGAACCCACAGCUGCUAUCUUCUCUCAGGUCGUCAUGCAGAAUACAACCCUCAAAUCAGUGGACCUGGCAUCCAACAGACUUGGUGCAGAAGGUGGGAAGCAAAUUCAAGAGGGAAUGGAGGACAACACCACUAUCACUCACAUGGAUCUUAGACUAACCGAUUCUGGACAAGAAGCCGAGUACUGCAUAAACCAGAUUCUACACAGGAACCAGGAGAGAGAGAGGGAGAGCAAGAUUUCUGAACCCCCACCUCCCUCAAAGAAAAUUCUGCCUCAGGCUGCCCACAGGUUCAAGUCAACAAAGGCUUGAGCAAGAAACUGAAAUUUGGUGUGAGGCAAAAAAAAAACCCAAAACUUGUUUAUUAUCAAAA